CCAACGAACAUUACUACUUUUCAAUACAUAAACUAUUUUGCUUCAAUUCCACCCAACACGCAUACAAAUCGUAUGGGCGUUAAAGAUCUAUGAAAACGUUGCCCAACACAGACUACUGCCCGUCUCUCUCAAAUAUAAAUAAUUGGACCGUGGAGAGUCGUACGGCCUAUUACCAUCGAUGGCUGAGGGGCUUGUUGAACAACAUACAUUGGUUCGGAAUACCUGAAAAAUACGCUAUUUGCAAUUUGGAAUUACAAAAAGACUAAAGAUAAACCCAGCAUUCAUGAAUUCUGAAGCUAAGGACUUGGAUUUAAGAAAGGGCGAUGCAGAACGGCCACACUUCGAAGCAGUUACAACUUUGUGCGACUCACAGGCGAUUCGGAGUGUCGAUUUUCAUCCGAAUGGAAAGUUGUACGCGGUGGGCUCCAAUUCAAAGACUUUUCGGAUCUGUCAGUAUCCACAACUUUCCAAGCUAAGAAAUGGGCAGCAGACCACCGUGUAUCCACCGUCAGUUCUGUGCAAGCGGACGAAGCACCAUCGAGGAUCAAUAUACUGCACUUGCUGGUCCAGAGAUGGAGAGAUCAUUGCCACAGGAUCAAACGACAAAACAAUCAAGUAUAUGAGAUUUAACAACGAUACAAAUCAGCUGGUGGGGCACGAGAUGGAGCUGAAUAUACACGAUGGAACUGUUCGCGACAUGUGCUUCCUUGACGACUCUUCCACGAAGUCGCGACUCUUAGUGAGCGGUGGCGCUGGGGACUGCAAGAUCUACAUUACCGACUGUGUUUCAGGAACCCCGUUCCAGGCGUUCAGUGGCCAUUCCGGUCAUAUUUUGUCCCUGUUUAGCUGGAAUAAUGCAAUGUUCGUAUCCGGAUCACAGGAUCAAACGAUACGCUUUUGGGAUCUUCGAGUAAAUGUUUCGGUAAACACCUUAGAGCAUGAGCGUAAGGAUAACACACUGGGAAACUCUGCUGUGACAGCAGUCUGCGUUGAUCCGACAGGCAGGCUUCUCGUAUCCGGGCAUGCGGAUAGCUCGUGCGUACUAUAUGACAUCCGUGGAAAUCGGCCAAUACAGCGGUUUUAUCCUCACAGCGCUGAAAUAAGGUGCGUUCGGUUUUCUCCCUCCGCUUAUUACAUGCUGACUUGCAGCUACGACAAUUCGGUCAAGCUUACUGAUCUGCAAGGUGAUCUGGCACAUGAGCUAUCCUCCGUGGUGGUGGCAGAGCAUAAAGAUAAAGCAAUUACCAUUCGAUGGCAUCCAACAGAAUUUUCAUUCAUCUCAACAUCCGCGGACAAAACUGCCACAUUAUGGGCCUUACCUCCCUCGUAAUAGCCACGGAGCCCUACUCUGAUGGCGAACCCCGAGUCAAUGCAUUCAUUUCGUUGUCAAUAUUGUAUUUGUGCUGAUGGAUCAAUGCAUUUGUUGAUCAGACUGAUCUAAUUUAUGAAAUAAACCAGAGCUGGAAUCCAUUCCAUGCAGCUUGCUCGCAAUUAAUUUAAAUCUAGGACUUUACCGACCAUAGAAUCCGGCCAAAGGCAUUAAGUUACUGGGUGCAAUGCAAUCGUUAUCUCUUUUGGAAUCAAUAAAUAAAUAAUGAAACAUCCACUUAAAAUUAAUAUUCCAUGCUCGAAGUAAAGACAAAUAAAAGACCAGGCUUUAAGUUUUA
Molecule: messenger RNA, 1667 nt
Organism: Drosophila pseudoobscura
Lineage: Eukaryota; Metazoa; Arthropoda; Insecta; Diptera; Drosophilidae
Product: WD repeat-containing protein 47
Exons: 5
Coding region: 284-1330 (348 amino acids)
Molecular function (GO): protein binding
Source: RefSeq, a predicted model, not a curated record